UUAAAAACGCCGCUCCGCUCCCAAAGCUCGGAUUCACGCGAGAACCGCAUUCAGGCUUCAUGCUGAUGGCAUUAACUCAGUGCGGUGUGGAGUUUAUACACAGAACCGUCAAUGUUCCCCCGGUCUCCUGCUCUCUCUUACACUCGGUGAUGAUUAACGACCUUCCAAUCCUCGGCUAGAUGACCUUUAUGACGCUACGGUAUGGAAGACAGCGCCAGGAGCUGGUCUUCCCUGUAGGAUGGUAGCGCACGGCGCCGUGGAAGACACGUCAGGCACUUCAGCGGAUCGCCGAGCCCCGCUCGUACACACGGAAAACCGCACGCACUUUCGCUCAUUCAAGAGUGAGAGCGACUUCAAGACCAUUGUCAAGACCACAGCCAUGCUGGAGGAAAGCGGGUUCUACUGGGGGCCCAUGACAGUCGAGGAGGCCCACCACAAGCUCAAGAAGGAACCUGUGGGAACGUUCCUGAUCAGAGACAGUCAACAGAAGGAUAUUUUCUUUACGCUGAGCUACAGGGCUCCUUCGGGUCCCGUCAGCGUUCGGAUACACUUCCAGAGCUCGCGUUUCAGUCUCAUGGGAAGCAAGGAGUCGUUCGAAACGCUCUUCCAGCUGCUGGAACACUACUCCAGCUCGGCAAAGAAGAGCCUGCGUUGGCCAUACAGGAAGCAGCGCGUACGCUCGCUGCAGGAACUCUGCCGCAAACGGAUUAUAGAAACAUCCGGGGCGCAGGCAAUUGAUCAACUUCCGGUCAAUUCUGUCGUCAAAGGCUUCCUCCACUCUUUUCCAUAUCGGCUCUAAAGGCUCGGACGCAUUAACGCUUCGUUAUGGAAAUACGGCACUUUGUAGCACAUUUUGAAAAGACUUGAACGGUUGGAAGUUUACAUUAUCGUUGAAUGUUUACACUAUAAUGCAGGGAGAUGACUUCUUCCUGUGAUUUUAUUUUUGCUAUGCAAAAAGCUAUAUUUCUUUACCAGUAUUUUUAUAAUAAUAAUAAUAUUAAUAAUAAUAAAUGUAUUUUCAAACCAUUGUAAAACACA
Molecule: messenger RNA, 1038 nt
Organism: Tachysurus vachellii
Lineage: Eukaryota; Metazoa; Chordata; Actinopteri; Siluriformes; Bagridae
Gene: socs1a
Product: suppressor of cytokine signaling 1a
Exons: 2
Coding region: 239-799 (186 amino acids)
Biological process (GO): intracellular signal transduction; phosphatidylinositol phosphate biosynthetic process
Cellular component (GO): phosphatidylinositol 3-kinase complex
Molecular function (GO): 1-phosphatidylinositol-3-kinase regulator activity
Source: RefSeq, a predicted model, not a curated record